Molecule: messenger RNA, 2346 nt
Organism: Effrenium voratum
Lineage: Eukaryota; Dinophyceae; Suessiales; Symbiodiniaceae
Source: the annotation of a GenBank genome assembly
AUGGACGAUGUGCCGGCAGAGGAGGCGCCUUUGCCGGCGCAGCGCAGGUCGGCGCUGCAGCGCCAGGAGAGCGGCGUCAGCGGGGCUAGCGUGCCGGUUUCGCCUCCGAAGCCGAAGCGAGGCGGUCUCUUCAACGUGCUGCGCCGGGCGCCGCGGUCCGAGCGCUCGGACCGGUCGGAGCGAAGUGGGUCCAAGAGCCGAAAGGAGCGACGGGCGGAGCGCUGGGAGAAGCACAAGAACUUCGAAAGGAUUCGCUUUGACCAGGCCUCCGAGGCUGAUCCGAGCCACUACUCUCCGGAGCGGAAGGCGGUGACAUCCGAGGAUGCGCUAGGCUCCGCGGCGUUUGCGGAGCACAUGAGGAUCCAGCGGCUGCUGAACAGCGGGCAGCUGGCGCAGCGGAGCCGCAGCUCGCCCAUCGCCAAGGUGCAGAAGGCUGCGGUGGAGGACACGGUCUUUGAGGAGAAUGCUGAGAAGGCUGUGAACCUCGAGCACUGGCUGGAUGGCGGGCUGAAGUUUGGAGCGGCGCUUAAGCCCAAGCGCAUGUUCCCCACCGGCUACGAGCUGGCGCCCUGGUCUGAGGAGGUGCCCUUCCUGCGGCACGCGCGCACCGGGGUGGUGCUGUGGCCCAUGCGCCUGGACCUGAUGCCCUUCUUCGUGGCACUGGAGGGGCAGAUGGCCUACCGGAAGCUGGUGACUGCGUAUCACUACACCACGGGGGCCGGCUUCAAUCGGAUCGUGGCGCGCUUUGAGACGGAGUCGGGCGAAAUGCCGGACAGCCAAGAUUUCGCGGAGGAAGUUUGGGACAGGUUGGUGGAAGAUGUUGAGGAUCAGGACUCCGAGUGGCUUGAUGGCUUGGACGUGCCGGACGACGCUUUUGUCGCGAUUAGCCAUCCGCCGGACAAGUUCCCAGACCGAGAGACUCUGUGCCGGGCAGUUUGUCACCUGCCUGAGAGCCAAGGGCGGCUGCCGCUGGGCCGGGUCUCCUACUGCAUCGCGGUGCGAGUGCCGGAGGACCGGCUGCUGGCCGCGGGCAGGCAAUGGCCGUCUACGGUCUUUGUGGCCGCCCCCGGCAGCGUGGACGAGCUCAUGAGCCAGGACACUGAGAAUUCAGGGUCCAAGCUGCAGUGGCUCAGCGAGGCGCGCAUGAAGGAGGUCACCUCCAAGAAGGAGCCGAACAAGGACAAGCUGCUGGAGGAGGUCAAGGUGCUGGGGCUGCUGGACGGCCUGGUGGACCGCGAGACAGGGCAGGUCAUCCAGGACAGCCCCAAGACAAAGGAGCAGGUGCAGCGUGACGCUCUGGAGGAGGAGUUCGAGCAUGCCAAGCGGCUGGCAGAGGAGAAGGUCUCCAACCUGAACUCCCUGAAAAGGCGCUGCGAGCGAAAGCUCCUCAAGGCGCAGGCCCCGGAUGGGGAGGUCGACUUCUUCAACGGCCCGGAGCGUAUCAGGAAGCUUCAGCAGCACCUGGAGAGGAUCAGCAAAGAGCUUCAGGAGGCAGAGCAAGAGCUUCAGAACUUUGAUGAUCAGGUGGCGCGCUCGAACCGGCGCCAAGCGCUGCUGAACGGGGAGGUUUCCGGGCCUUCGGGCCCAAAGCUGCAGCUGCGUCGGCGCCAGGCAAAGUUCUCAGAGUUUGCCGGGGACACGCUGGAAAGUGUGGGAGAUCUGGGGGACGAGUACAAGGACCUGCAGGGCCACGUGCUGCGCGACAUGUUGGGCGGCAGCAACGCGACGGCCAAGGCCUGGCUGGAGCAGAAGGGGGACCCCAACAUCUAUGAUGGCGGCACCGGGUGGACGCCUGUGCUGAUGUGCGCGUCCAGCGGAAACUUGGAGCUUUUGAGUCUCUUGAUCUCCUUCCGCGCCAACUUGGCUCUGCCGGCCAAGGCCUCCGGGGAGUCCGCGGUGCACCUGGCCGUCUACAAGACCUCCAGCGAGGUCUUGCAUAAGCUGCUGGACACCCACCGGAAUGCGGUCCAUGAGGUGCGCAAGGACGGGUCCUCGGCGCUCAUGGUGGCCGUGGAAUGCGCGCCGCCCAAGGUGAAGAACGAGUUUUUGAGAGCGCUGUUGGACAAGACCGCGGACCCCAACCUGAAGCGCAAAGAUGGAUGGACUCCGCUGGGUGUUGCCAUCAGAAACAACAUGCGCUUUGCGGCCAAGAUCAUGGUGGCGCGGAACGGGGCCAUUUUGACCAAUGUGCCGGGCACCACGCCACCGGUGACUUUGUGGGAACUGGCGGCCCAGCACAAGGACCUGCAGCAGGCGCUGAGGCUGAAGCUUUCCAGCAAGGACCUGGCCGAGAUCGAGAAGAGGUGGCCUGGCACUUUGCUUCAGAUGCAGGUGGAGGAAGAGUAA